Spodoptera exigua (beet armyworm) is the source of this 475-nucleotide messenger RNA. The record is from the annotation of a GenBank genome assembly. Lineage: Eukaryota; Metazoa; Arthropoda; Insecta; Lepidoptera; Noctuidae.
UGAUAAUCUUUGAAUUGAGCUAUAUGUAAUCAUAGUGAACUUAAAAUUAGUAUUAAGUAAUUUAUAAUGGCUCGUUUACUGUUGUGCGCUUUGGCUCUUCUAGUCUUCGUUAGUGUUGACGCAGUUCCUGCACCGAAUCCCGCACCUGCGCCAGCGCCUGCCCCUCAAUUCGGAGGAUUUGGAGGUGGAUACGGAGGUGGCUAUGGAGGCGGAUAUGGGGGAGGUUUUGGUGGCGGUUAUGGGGGCGGAUUUGGCAGACGAGGUUUCGGAGGACCAGGCUUUGGAGGACGACGUUUUGGCGGUUUCCCUGGAGGUUCUAUAAGUUACUCCAGAAGUGGUACCAUCAGUUUUGGUGGUCCUGGUGGAUCUGCAGCCCAAUCAAGUGCCGGUUCUUUUGGGUUUGGGAAGUAAGGCUAAUUUUGGAUGAGGCUCUUGUUGAGUGUUUGUACCUAGUUUAAUAUUUGAGUGUGUGGUU